Molecule: messenger RNA, 4506 nt
Organism: Pelobates cultripes (western spadefoot toad)
Lineage: Eukaryota; Metazoa; Chordata; Amphibia; Anura; Pelobatidae
Source: the annotation of a GenBank genome assembly
AUGACAGCUAUGACAGCUUGCAGCACUAGUGUCCGGGCACGAAGGGGUGCCGGAAAGGCACGAAUCGAAAACGUAAGCCGUAGCUGCCCGAGCCGUUUUGAGUGACAGCCAAUCCAACCAAUAGCAAGCCAGAACAUCCUCUGCUCUACCCAAUCAGCGCGAAGGGCGGAUUCUGCAUUAGCACCACCGGCAAGAUGGCGCCGGGAAGUAGUUUGUAAGAACACGAUCCCUCCAGAAAUCGCCAUGAAAGGAAAAGAGCGUUCUCCGGCCAAGGCCAAGCGGUCCCGGGGGGCAGAGGAAGCCAGCAGAGACCGCGGCAGCAAGAAACUCGGCUCGGCCGUCGGCAGUAACGGCAGCAGCUCCACAGCCAAGGCCUCGGAGAGCAGCGGGGGCCGCCGCGGCCUUCACCUGGACAAGGGCCUGUCCGGCGGCCGUGAGUACGAGCCGCCCCCCGGGAGAGGCGGCCAGGGCCUGCACAGCUAUGGCUCCCCGGGGGCCAGCAGCGGGAGCGGCAGCAGCGGGAAGGGAGGCGGCGGCGGGGAGAGCCGGGCGGGCGGCCGGGGGGCGGAGGCCGAGUACAAGUCCCUGCGGAUCAGCGAGCUGGGCUCCUCUCUGAGCGACGAGGCGGUGGAGGACGGUCUCUUCCACGAGUUCAAGAAGUUCGGCGACGUCAGCGUGAAGAUCUCCCGCGCGGGGGACGAGCGCGUGGCCCUGGUCAACUUCAGGCGCGCGGAGGACGCCCGGGCCGCCAAGCACGCCCGCGGCAGGCUGGUGCUUUACGACAGGCCGCUGAAAAUCGAGGCCGUCUACCUGAACACCGGCGGCGGGGGCAACAGGAGGCGCAGCCGCUCCCCCGGGGUGAAGGAGCCCUACUCCGCCAUUCCUAGCACCGUGCCGGCCCAGCGGCACCCGCCCGGCCAGCGAGGCCUCUCCCCUGCCGGCCUGGGAUACAGAGACUACCGGCUGCAGCAGCUCGCCCUGGGCCGGCUACCUCCUCCCCCUCCCCCACUGGCCAGAGACUUGGAUAGAGACAGAGACUACGGUGUGUAUGAGAACCGAGUGCGGCCUAGCUACCCGCUGGAGCCCCGCCUGAGCUUCAGGGAGGAGGUGAUCCCCCCAGAGGAUGACAAGAGAGCCAACAGGACUCUGUUUUUGGGCAACCUGGAUGUCACCGUCACAGAGAGCGACCUGCGUAGAGCCUUUGAACGUUUUGGGACCAUAACAGAAGUGGAUAUAAAGAGGGCUGUCCGAGGGCAAGCUUCUACCUAUGGCUUUCUCAAAUUUGAAAACUUGGAUAUGGCACACCGGGCCAAGAUGGCCAUGUCUGGGAAACUUAUCUUGCGUAAUAUUGUAAAGAUUGGCUAUGGCAAAGCAACGCCAACCAACCGCUUGUGGGUGGGGGGGCUGGGGCACUGGGUUCCAAUGACUGCCCUUGCAAGGGAAUUUGACAGGUUUGGCACCAUCAGAUAUAUUGACUACCGCAAAGGGGACAGCUGGGCUUAUAUACAGUAUGAAAGCCUGGAUGCUGCUCAAGCUGCAUGUACCCAGAUGAGAGGAUUUCCUUUAGGAGGCGAGCACAGAAGGCUUCGAGUCGAUUUUGCUGACACAGAAAUCCGUUAUCAGCACCACUACCUACAACCGUUAUCACUACCCCAUUAUGACUUGGUUGGGGAUUCAUUUGGACACCGGGCUCAAGAUCCUAUUAGACCUGCAAAUCGCACACCCCCUGUCUUAUACAGAGACAGGGAAAGAGAACUAUAUACUGACAAUGAGUGGGCACCGCCAUCUGUCAGAGACAGGAAUAGAACUACAUAUGAUGCUCUGGAAACAAUUGACCGUCGGGUUGAUGGUUGGUCUGUGGACCGAGAUCGUGAAAGAGAUAUUGUAAACCGAGAUCAGCCAAGGAAAAGGAGGCUAAUUGAUGAAAGUCGUCAUUUAGAUAGGUCUCCAGAGAGUGAUCGGUCCAGAAAAAGACCCUGUGCUACUCCAGAGCAUACUCCUGAUGACGCUGGAGGACGUGAUAGCCGUUAUAGUGAAACUGAUAGAGCAACAAAUCGAACUGAUCGUCCUUCCCCACCCAGAGAAAGAAGGGGAAGCAUUGACAGAAACCAAGUAGACAGGCGUGACAUAAAGAACUCUGUUGAAAGAGACAGGAAGCACAGAAACCUGGAAAUUAAAAGUCCUUUAAAAAAGGAUGAGCCAAGUAGAAAAAUUAAAUCUCCUCAAAAACAAGAUGUUCCACAGAAACUGUGCUUGGCAUGGCAAGGUAUGCUGCUUCUGAAAAACAGUAAUUUUCCGUCCAACAUGCAUCUACUACAAGGAAAUCUUGGUGUUGCAACUAGUCUGCUUGUUGAAGGAACUUCUGGUGGAAAAGUAGCCCAGUUAAAGAUUACUCAACGACUGCGCCUCGACCAGCCCAAGCUGGAUGAAGUUACUCGACGCAUCAAAGUGGCAGGGCCUAAUGGCUAUGCUAUCCUGCUUGCUGUUCCUGGUUCCUUUGGGGAUAGUUCUCUUGGAGAUCAAGCAAGCUCAACUCAACGACCUCUGAGGAACCUUGUAUCCUAUUUAAAGCAAAAGCAGGCUGCUGGUGUCAUAAGCCUUCCUGUAGGGGGUAAUAAAGACAAAGAUCACACUGGUGUUCUACAUGCUUUCCCACCUUGUGAAUUUUCCCAACAGUUUUUGGAUUCAUCAGCAAGAACCCUUGCUAAAUCAGAGGAAGACUACCUUAUUAUGGUUAUAGUGCGUGGGGCAUCCUAAUUCAAUGUUCGUAUUUACCUACCAUGUUCACAAGGUAUUAUGGGAUACAGUAUAAUCUUAGUUUUGUUAUUGGUAUUCCAGUCUAUGUACUGAAGUCUGUACCCUGUUAAGAAAAUCAUAUAUAGUCUUAUACUGGUUAGGUAUCAGUUAUGUACUUCAGUCAACAUUUUCCUGUCUGCUAGUUGUAGCCUUAAUACAUGCUUUGAUCUAAUGGCAAAUUUGUAUGGAUAUGUAGAAUAUCUCUAUGAAUAUUGAGACGUCUCAUAUAUUAUAAUUCCAUUUUGUUUGUCUAAAGAUCUUGUAGGUUGUAACUCAUAACAUAUUUUAGUAAUUUUUUUUAUUUUAUUUUUUAGCAGGCCCAAUUUCUUUUGGGGAAUUGCACUCCAUUUACCUGAACUUAAAAAAAUGUUUGCUUUUUAAUUUUGUCUAUUACUAACUCCCAUGCUCCAUCUGUGUUUCAAUUACUGUGCCAAGAUACUCUAAUCUAGCUAGUUUGUGUCUUGUGCUGAAUUGACCCCUCCAUCAGUUAUUUUGAUGACAAGUUAGCACUAACCAUUUGGUCUAGGAUGUGCUUGCUUUUUCUUCCUGAUGGAUACGGUGACAAGCUAUAACCUACAAGAUUAAUUUUAUAUUCAAUAAGCCUUUUUUUCUGUUACAGGCUUUUAACUACAGCACUAAAAAGAACUGGAGUUAAGGUUACUGAGCCUCUGGUUUAUUUGUUUUUGAUUUCACUGGAAAUUGGCAAAAAACUGAACCAUUCAGGGCUUUAAAAAAAUAAUUUAUAAAGAACAUCCCAUGUAAUGCAAAGUAUAUGAAUUAUUUUGUAAUAUCAAAAACAUGCAUUACAGAGAUGCUGUGACAAAAUGUCUCAUUAUUGAGAAUUCAAUUCCAUCUUUACAAUGUGCCAGCAAACACCUUUUGAAACCGUAUCCAUGCUGUCAAACAUACACAUUUAACAGCUUGUCCCAAAAUGACUUGUGGUGUUCCAUAUUUCUUAGCAUGCAACCAUUAUUGUGAGUUCCAUGUUCUGUCAUCUGAGUUUUGGCAACUGCCCAUGCAGUUAGUAUAUAUUAACAGUGCAAUGUAUAAAGUGAAUACUUGACAGCUGCUUUGUCAUCCACUUAAGCGUUUUUAUAUUUUUCUUAUGACCCUGGAUGUUUCAUAUUUUUUUUUUUGUGUGUGUGAGUGAAUAACAUGGUGUUCUUCAUGCAUUCAUUUAGAUGUGCAUCUUAAAAUAUAGUUGCAUCUAAGUUCUGUUUUCCCAAGAUGGCCACCAAAGUUUAAUUCACUAAACACCAAAUGUUAGCUAAUUGAAAUCUGACAAAACACCAGAUUUGGAAACGUCCUCUAUUUUUAACCUUAAUUUUGACAUUUGGUUUUCAAUUCGCUAACGUUUGGGUUUAGUGUAAAACCACUUGUGUGCAGCCUACAAGGGAGGCAAUAUGGGAUUCCGCAAACAUGUCCGUAUGCUAAAGAUCCAUUGGCAUGUCUCCUCCAAAUGCAUCUUUGCAGUUAGUGUAGUCUGCAUGCCAGCUUUGCACUUUUUUUUUACUGCAGCAAAUGUCCACCCUUUUAAUGGUUAGUCUGUACUAUAACAUACCUAAUGCAAGAAUGAGCAUCAUCUUUUAUUGCAGAGCCUGGGCAUUUUUUUUCUAUUUGUCCCAGGGGAGUAAUAAGAAAAUGCCAUCACACAAUUAUUCCACAGUCGAUUUAACAUUAAAGUUGGUUUUACUCCUUCCUGAAAAACCG